CUUUCCCUCAGAGCGCAUGCUGCGCAGUCCGGAAAGACCUACACGCAGUUCAAAGUUGGGGUGGGUCUGAGCGAGCGGCCCCGCGCCGUGGCUCCUCCAGGUUGCGGUACCGCUGAUCUCCCCUCUCCCGCGUCGAGGCCCCUCCCUCCCGGGGCCCCCGCACCCGCUUGCCCGGACGGCACCACACUAAGAGGGUAGGGUCCGAAGCGGGACCGGACUCCCCCGUCCCCAUGGCAUUCGCCAUGCUGCGCCCAGUGGCCACCCACGUGCUGUACCCCGACCUGAGCCUGCUAAGCGAGGACGAGGAAAACCGAAGCGAGAGCGAUGCCUCGGACCAAUCGUAUGGCGGCUACGAAGGGCUGGAGCCCACUCGGCGGCGGGCCGGGAGUGGGGUCGGGGGUGGUGGUGGCCGCAGAACCGGGGCCGGGGUCGGCGUUGGAGGUGGCGGGGGGCCAGUGGUGGUGGUGAAGCAGAGACAGGCGGCUAACGCGCGGGAACGGGACCGGACCCAGAGUGUCAACACGGCCUUUACGGCGCUGCGCACACUCAUCCCCACGGAGCCAGUGGAUCGCAAGCUGUCCAAGAUCGAGACUUUGCGCCUGGCUUCCAGCUAUAUCUCCCACCUGGCCAAUGUGUUGCUGCUAGGCGAGGGCUGCGACGAUGGGCAGCCGUGCUUCCGCGCCGUCUGCGGACCCAAGGGCGAGCGCAGCGCAUCUGGGAGCGGUGGAGGAGACCCUAGACAGCAGCCUCGCACCAUCUGUACCUUCUGCCUCAGUAACCAGCGCAAGGCGGGCAGUCGACGGGAUCUCAGCGGCAGCUGUCUGAAGGCAAGAGGGGCAGCCCCACUUCGGGUGCCAAGGAGAUGAUCUUGGAGUCUCUCCUUGAAGUGUUCCAUUCCACAUGGUGGUCCCAGAAUCCUGGAGAGAGUCGAAGGACAAGGCGGGGGAGGAAAGGGGCCGUGCUGGCCUGUGCUGGUCAGACCAGGAGACUGAAGGUCCCAGAGCUACUCCAUCUGUGCAGGCUAAGAGACUGGGUGGGGAUGUUAGUGCUUGGGCUGUGGGGUAGGCUGGAUCUCCUCCUCUGAGGGUCUCAAAGCUCUGGUCCAACUCCCAGAGUCCUAACUAUACCAGUCUUCACUGGUCAGAGACAAUGUAGAAAUCAAAGAACUAAGUCUAUUGAGGUGUGUGUGUGUGUGUGUGUGUGUCUGUCUGUCUGUCUGUCUGUCUAUCUGUGUCUGUCUGUCUGUGUGCGUAUGUGUGUAUGCAUGCUGGGAAAUGUUUAUGGAAUAUCAAGGCGAGUGUGUAUGUGUGUUCGUGUUUGAAAUAAAAGUUAUUUUUGA
Molecule: messenger RNA, 1339 nt
Organism: Monodelphis domestica (gray short-tailed opossum)
Lineage: Eukaryota; Metazoa; Chordata; Mammalia; Didelphimorphia; Didelphidae
Gene: TCF15
Product: transcription factor 15
Biological process (GO): developmental process; regulation of transcription by RNA polymerase II
Molecular function (GO): RNA polymerase II transcription regulatory region sequence-specific DNA binding; DNA-binding transcription factor activity, RNA polymerase II-specific; protein dimerization activity
Source: RefSeq, a predicted model, not a curated record